This is a messenger RNA of Cicer arietinum (chickpea), 2533 nucleotides long. Its product is annotated as ABC transporter F family member 5. The record is from RefSeq and is a predicted model, not a curated record. Gene Ontology annotation, molecular function: ATP binding; ATP hydrolysis activity. NCBI's taxonomy places the organism in Eukaryota, Viridiplantae, Streptophyta, Magnoliopsida, Fabales, Fabaceae.
UUAUGUGAACCGCUUGAAACUUGCGAAUGACAUUUUGGUGGGUGGGGUAGAGAACUCGCUCGUAUCACCUCUGUUCUCUACUCUAUCUAAUGGAGUUUACCGCAAAGCUUCAUCAUCCUGACCUCACCGCCUCAUUUCUCUUAUACACACGACGCCAUGCUCUGCCACCUACCCUCACUCACACCUUUGCCACCACCAGACACAACAACAUUAAUACUAAUUUUGUUUAUCCCAAUCGAUUCUUCCACCCAAAAAUAUCAAAUUCAACUUCAUCUCGUUUACCUGCUGUAGCCGUCGACGACACUGCGUUAGCUGAAGACGACAUUGAGUCGCUAUUUUCCAAAUCUUCCGUCGAUGAACGAAAAAGCAACAAGCAAUCGAAAUCAAAUAGCGGCGCUUCGAGUGUUUCAUCUGGUGUUAAGUUGGAAAACAUUCGCAAAACGUACAAAGGUGUUACCGUUUUGAAGGAGGUUAAUUGGGAAGUGAAAAAGGGAGAUAAAGUAGGUUUGGUUGGUGUAAACGGUGCAGGGAAAACAACUCAGAUGAGGAUUAUUGCUGGUCUUGAAGAACCUGAUUCUGGUAACGUGAUCAAAGCUAAACCUAACAUGAAAAUUGCGUUUUUAAGCCAAGAAUUCGAGGUGUCACCGAGUAGGACGGUUAGGGAAGAGUUUAUGAGUGCUUUCAAAGAGGAAAUGGAGGUUGCUGCUAAGUUGGACAAAGUGCAGAAGGCUCUUGAGGAUUCUGUUAAUGAUUUGGAGUUGAUGGGAAGGCUUUUGGAUGAGUUUGAUUUGCUUCAGAGACGAGCACAGUCUGUGAAUUUGGAUGUUGUUGAUUCAAAGAUAAGUAAGUUGAUGCCUGACCUUGGUUUUGGUACCGAGGAUUCUGAUAGGUUGGUUGCAUCUUUUAGUGGUGGAUGGCAAAUGAGGAUGUGUCUUGGGAAGAUUAUACUUCAGGAACCGGAUUUAUUAUUGUUAGACGAGCCCACAAAUCACCUUGAUCUUGACACUAUUGAGUGGCUUGAAGACUAUCUUAAUAAGCAGGAUGUACCGAUGGUUAUAAUUUCCCAUGACAGAGCUUUUCUCGAUCAACUGUGUACGAAAAUUGUGGAAACUGACAUGGGUGUAUCCAGGACAUUUGAGGGAAAUUAUUCUGAGUAUAUACUUUCAAAGGCAACUUGGAUUGAAACACAGUAUGCUGCAUGGGAGAAACAGCAGAAAGAAAUUGAACAGACAAGAGAGUUGAUAAGUAGGCUAGGUGCCGGAGCAAGUUCUGGCCGCGCUUCUACCGCUGAGAAGAAAUUGGAAAGACUUCUAGGCGAGGAACUAGUAGAGAAGCCAUUUGAGCGGAAACAAAUGAAAAUCAGGUUCCCUGAGCGUGGAAGGAGCGGAAGAUCUGUCAUAACAGUUAGUAACUUGGAUUUUGGCUUUGAGGAUAAAACACUUUUCAACAAGGCAAAUCUUACAAUUGAAAGGGGAGAAAAAGUUGCCAUUCUUGGUCCAAAUGGAUGUGGCAAGAGUACUUUACUGAAAUUGAUUAUGGGUUUAGAGAAGCCAAAGAGCGGUGAAGUUAUACUUGGGGAGCAUAAUGUAUUGACCAACUAUUUUGAGCAAAAUCAGGCUGAAGCACUUGAUCUGGAAAAGACAGUGCUUGAGACAGUAGAGGAAGCUGCAGAGGACUGGAGGAGUGAUGAUAUCAAAGGACUUCUUGGGCGUUGUAAUUUUAAAUCUGAUAUGCUUGACCGUAAAGUUUCUCUAUUGAGUGGUGGUGAGAAGGCACGGCUGGCUUUUUGCAAAUUUAUGGUAAAACCGUCAACUGUGCUUGUUUUGGAUGAACCAACCAAUCACUUGGAUAUACCUUCUAAAGAAAUGCUUGAGGAGGCAAUAACGGAGUACCAGGGCACUGUUAUUGCAGUAUCUCAUGAUCGGUACUUUAUAAAGCAGAUAGUUAAUAGAGUGAUUGAAGUUAAAGAUGCCACUUUACAGGAUUAUGCUGGGGAUUACAAUGGCUGCAUGAUCAGCCAUUGCAUGGCUCAUUCUGACAAAGAGCUUGAACGUGAGGCAGAGCUUGAGGACAAAGCUCCUAAAGUGAAAGCCAAAUCUAAGAUGUCAAAGGCUGAGAAAGAAGCAAGGAAGAAGCAAAAGCAGCAAGCCUUUCAAGCAGCAAAACAGAAGUCUAAAGGUGCAAAAAAUUCAAAGAGAUGGAAUUGAGUUACCCAUUCCAUUACACCAUAUAAAAAAGCACAAUGUUAGACUUAUUCACCACUUAAGGGAGGGAUGGAAGGUGAAGUAGCGUGUUGAGUUAGCUGCUACCUUUGUAUAUAUCAUCAUGUCUCAAUGGACUAACUUUGAAAAUAAUUGAUUAGAAUAUAGAAGCUUCAUUAUAGCAUUAUUCUGAGUAACGUUUGCACCUUGCAGUCUCAACAACAAUUUGGUUUUCAGUUUUUUUUUUUUAUAAAAAAACUGAUUCGUUGGACCUGUAUAGCAUCAUGUCAUCAUGGUAUUUUUGAGAAAUAAAGGACUUCAGCAUUCACAAA